GCUUCUUUCUUUUCCAUUUCAACCUCCAGAGACUUCAGCUCCAUGAAAACAGAAUAACUUCAAUAGAUGUUAAUACAUUUAAAGGUUUCUCUGCCUCUGAUAGUUUAGAUGCACUCAAUUUAGCUUCCAAUAAUAUCAAGGAAAUACCUGAAAAAUCUUUCCAAUCUUUAAGCUCACUUAAUUCACUUGCUCUUGAAAAGAAUCGCAUCUCAGCAAUCCAUCCAUUUGCAUUCCAAGGAAUCGAAGAUUCAUUGGAAUGGUUAACAUUAGGUGAUAACAUUUUAAACUCAAUACCCAGUUAUGCGCUUCAAAAUUUGACGCGGUUAAGGCAGUUGGAUCUUAGAGGAAAUAACAUCACAAUUGUUGAGGAAAACUCUUUUAAAGACUUUGGUGGGAAUCUCAAAUUUUUGUACCUCAAAAACAACAGGUAA
Messenger RNA from Tetranychus urticae (two-spotted spider mite), 431 nucleotides. The record is from RefSeq and is a predicted model, not a curated record. Lineage: Eukaryota; Metazoa; Arthropoda; Arachnida; Trombidiformes; Tetranychidae.